GCCCGAGGGCGGGGAGAGAGAGAAGAUCUGAGUAGGGACCGUUCUGCUGGCCAAAGCACCCCCUGCGGUGGACCUGGCCUGGACCUCUCGCUUUUCUUGUCCGCUCCCCGCGACUGCACAGCCAGGUAAUGAAGCCGCUCGGAGAGGGACUCUGGGUCUGUUAGGCGGACACACAAACCCGGAAAAGCGCGCGGCACCCAUCAGAGUUAGAUCCCGCCGGACCCGCGACCCCGGGCUGGCGCGGCCGGCAUGUCGGAUGCGCGGAAGGGGCCGGACGAGGCGGACGAUAGCCAGUGCGACUCCGGCAUAGAGUCGCUGCGCUCCCUGCGCUCCCUGCCCGAGCCUACUGCGGCCCCAGUCUCCGGAUCAUCGCACAGCAGCUGCCCACAGCCUUGGAGCCAUGCUCCAGAGACAGACAAGGAACCAGAGAAAGAAGAUGCGGAUGGAGAGCGAGCGGACUCCACCUAUGCCUCCUCGUCUCUCACUGAGUCCUUCCCCUUACUGGAGAGACCUGAAGCCAAGGAUCCAAGCCCUCCAGCCCCAGGAUCGCCGCUGCCCCCCGCAGGGGUGCUGAGCCCACAGCAACUCGAGGCGCUCACGUACAUCUCUGAGGAUGGAGACACGCUGCUCCACCUGGCAGUAAUUCACGAAGCCCCGUCCAUGCUAUUCUGUUGCUUGGCUUUCCUGCCCCAGGAAGUCCUGGACAUUCAGAACAACCUUUACCAGACAGCACUGCAUCUGGCUGUUCAUCUGGAUCAGCCGGAUAUCGUCCGGGCACUGGUGCUGAAGGGGGCAAGCCGAAUUCUGCAAGACCAACAUGGUGACACAGCCCUGCAUGUAGCCUGUCAGCGCCAGAAUCUGGCCUGUGCGUGCUGCCUGCUGGAGGAGCAGCCAGAGCCAGGCAGACAGGCUUCUCCUCCCCUGGACCUCCAGCUGAAGAACUGGCAAGGUCUGGCCUGUCUCCACAUCGCCACUUUGCAGAGGAACCAACCACUCAUAGAACUGCUGCUUCAGAAUGGAGCCGACAUCGAUGUACAGGAGGGCACCAGUGGAAAGACUGCCCUGCACCUGGCUGUGGAAACCCAGGAGCGCAGCCUGGUGCAGUUCCUGCUCCAGGCUGGUGCCCGGGUAGAUGCCCGCAUGCUUAACGGGUGUACACCUUUGCACCUGGCAGCUGGCCGGGGCCUCAGCAGCAUCUCAUCCACUCUGUGUGAGGCUGGCGCCGACUCCCUGCUGCUGAAUGUAGAAGACGAGACACCCCAGGACCUGGCUGAGGAUCUCCUUUCUUAUUUGCCCUUCGAUGACCUGAAAAUCUCCGGCAAGCCAUUGCUAUGUACUGACUGAAGCUAGGUUGGGCCCCCACCUCUUCCCACCUGCAAGCUGGAGCCGCAGCUGCUACAGUUGGGACCCAAGCCAUGUCGCCCCUCUGCUGAUUAGUCCUGGGGCUAACAUAGUCCUAAAAUGAGAUGAAGGACUGCAGAUGAAGAAGAGCAGAUCUGGAAGGAAGAACUUCCCAGGUGGUCUGGACAGAGAUUCUUGAAAGACUCUCAAAGCCACUGGUAUUCUGAAGGAAUCCUGAAGAUGACAUGGACUGAAAUUGCCAGCCACCGGGAAAACAGGGACAAGCAAACUGACCCCUGAGGGGUCUUACCUAAAAUACCUUUGUGAGUGUGUUUGGCACUGGGGCCUGAACCUAGAGCCUCCCCAGCAGUAGGCAAGCUUACUAUCACGGAGCUGUGUCCCCAGCCCUCUUUUCAUUUUUUUUAUUUUGUGGUAAGAUCUCACUGAGUUGCCUGAGAUGGCCUGGACUCUGUAGCCCAAGCAGUCAUCUUUGAACUGGGAUCCUUCUGUCUCAGCCUCUUGAGUAGCUGAGAUUAUAGGUCUGGUGGCAGUGGGCCUCCGCAAAGUUAUCUAAAGACUUCAUACAUAAGGCUCCCAACUGAACCUUUGUGUUUAUUCUAAUAUGACACUAAAAUGGAAGAGAGAGGCUUUAAAAAAAAAAUCAGUGUUUCGCUUCUACAGUUGUGUGAACAGGCAGGCGUGCGUGACCUGUGACUCCCAGGUAAAGGCAGAUUGAAGGAAACAGGCCCCCGAACAAGCAUAGGGCCUUGCUGGGUAUGGUAGAAGGCCUGAUCGGUUCUGGCCAGCACAGACACAUCUCCUUCCUGCGGGAAUACCCAGGGUUGGAGAGUGAAAAGGAAUAAUGUGGAGACAUGUGUCCCUGGAAAAGCUUGGGGACGUUAAUCACAAGAGACCUGAAACUUGACUUUUUUACCCCUUCGAUUCCACACACUGAGGGCCCUGCUAGGUCAAGCCUGUGACUAGCAUGAAGAAGGAGAAGAAAUAAACCAAUAUAGUUUCCGAUGCUUAGCGCUUAUAAGCAUCAGAAGAUGAGUGGGUGAGACAGAUAUUAAAAGCAUAAACAACUAAA
Messenger RNA from Mastomys coucha (southern multimammate mouse), 2431 nucleotides. RefSeq names its product NFKB inhibitor epsilon (gene Nfkbie). The transcript is spliced from 6 exons. Gene Ontology annotation, biological process: cellular response to lipopolysaccharide; signal transduction. The record is from RefSeq and is a predicted model, not a curated record. The coding region runs from base 250 to 1344 and encodes 364 amino acids. Gene Ontology annotation, molecular function: protein binding. Lineage: Eukaryota; Metazoa; Chordata; Mammalia; Rodentia; Muridae. Gene Ontology annotation, cellular component: cytosol.